Messenger RNA from Arachis duranensis, 2020 nucleotides. Its product is annotated as wall-associated receptor kinase-like 10. The record is from RefSeq and is a predicted model, not a curated record. Gene Ontology annotation, biological process: cell surface receptor signaling pathway; protein phosphorylation. NCBI's taxonomy places the organism in Eukaryota, Viridiplantae, Streptophyta, Magnoliopsida, Fabales, Fabaceae. The transcript has 3 exons. Gene Ontology annotation, molecular function: polysaccharide binding; ATP binding; protein serine/threonine kinase activity. The coding region runs from base 47 to 1996 and encodes 649 amino acids. Gene Ontology annotation, cellular component: plasma membrane.
AUUGGCAAGUGGAAAAUUGGAUUUGCAAUUUUUGCACGAUCCAAUCAUGGCACAACCUGGGUGUGAUUUAAUGUGUGGAGAUGUUGAGAUCCCUUACCCAUUUGGAAUGAAGGAUCCAAAAUGCUAUGCAGAGGAGUGGUUCCAAGUAGAAUGCAAGAGUAACCACACACCAUAUCUGAAGCUUAUAAACCUUGAAGUGACAGCCAUUGACGUUAACAUUAGCACCGUUGAAGUCAAGAAUCCAGUUUUCCACAGGAAGUGUCACGAUGGAGGCAAAGAUUCUUCUCUCUCUCGUCCCAAACCAACCAUAGAAGAUCCUGCAGGUAUUUCUUUGAGAGGUAGCCCCUUUGUGUAUUCCAACAAGCGCAACACAUUCGUAGCUUUCGGUUGCAACAUUCUUGGAUUCUUGCACUCUAACCGUUCAGUAGUCGCUGGGUGCGUGUCAGUUUGCGGUCCAAAAGAGUUCACAAGACUCAAGAAAUCGGUUGCCAGUGGAAAAAAGGUUAAUCUUGGUUGCCAUGGAAAGUUCUGUUGUGUUGCUUCAAUACCAAGUUAUCUAUCAGAGUAUGAGGUGACAAUGGAAGAUAUAAGAAAUGGAAGCAUUGCUCCUGGGUGCGACGACUAUGCGCUGAUAGCAAAAAAAUGGAGAAAGGAAUUAACAUGGAUGGUGAAUCAGAAAGAGAGUGAACUCAAGAAGAAUGUGAGUCACUAUGCACAUGCUGUGCUGGAGUUUGAGAUUCUGAAUUGGUUCAACAUUGAAGCAACUAAUGCAGAAUGUCUUAAGACUAAUGUAACGUCCUCAAAAAUGGAGAAUUCAGGUUGGAGAUGCAAAUGCAGAGUAGGAUUCCAUGGGAACCCAUACAUUGCUGGUGGCUGUGUAGUUAUUCGAGACCGUUGGUACCAUUCCGAAGGAACUCCCACAAAAGAGCUUAUGGUUGGACUUUUGUCAAGCCUCGGAUCCAUUAUUUUAUUGCUGGGUCUAAGGUGGCUCUAUGAAGUUGAAAGGAAAAGAAUAGCGAAAAAAAGCAGAGAAAGUUUCUUCAAAAAGAAUGGUGGUGUGUUGUUAGAAAAGGUAUUGUCUUCUAGUGAAGGUAGUUUUGAUAAAUUUAAACUCUUCAGCUUAAAGGAAUUAGAGAAGGCCACAAACCACUUUAAUGUGAACCGGAUACUUGGAAAUGGAGGUGAAGGUACUGUUUACAAGGGCAUGCUACUAGAUGGUAAAAUUGUGGCUGUCAAGAAGUUUAAGGUCCAAGGAAAGAUAGAACAAUUCAUCAAUGAAUUUGUUAUUCUUUCGCAAAUUGACCACAGAAAUGUGGUUAAACUGUUGGGGUGUUGUUUGGAAACAGAGAUUCCUCUGCUUGUUUAUGAAUUCAUUCCCAAUGGGACCCUUUUCCAAUAUUUGCAUGACCAAGAUGCAUAUCUACCAAUGACAUGGGAAAUGCGUUUAAAGAUUGCCAUUGAAGUUGCAGGAGCUCUAUUCUAUUUACAUUCAGCAGCUUCUAAGCCCAUUUAUCAUAGAGAUAUCAAAUCGACCAAUAUACUAUUGGAUGAAAAGUACAAUGCAAAGGUGGCUGAUUUUGGAACAUCCAAAAUGAUUGCUAUUGAAGACACUCACCUCACCACAAUAGUUAAAGGAACUUUCGGAUACUUGGAUCCUGAAUAUUUUCACACUAGUCAAUUUACAGACAAGAGUGAUGUUUAUAGUUUCGGAGUAGUUCUUGUUGAACUUUUAACAGGGCAAAAGCCGGUUUCCUUUGUUGCCCCGGAUGAGGCGCAAAAUUUAGCAUCAUACUUUAUUUUGUGCAUGGAGGAAAAACGUGUGUUUGACAUCAUUGACAAAAGAAUCAUGUGGGAAGGACGGAGAAAGCAUAUCAAUGCAGUUGCCAAGCUUGCCAAAAGAUGUUUAGACCUGAAAGGUAUUAAGCGGCCUAGUAUGAAGGAAGUCUCAAUGCAAUUAUAUGGUAUCUGGGAGUUGCAAAGGAAUUCUAGAGCAUAAAAGCCCAUGAAGAGACUUAGCUCA